UUUUUUCAUAAUUCAUUCCAGUUUCCAUUCUACUGGUAGUUACUAAUUAGAUUCUAAUUUGUUUUCUUUAAAUAAUUAAUUAACAAUAUAACUUAAUAUUUAUUUCCUCAUAAACUAUACAAUGAGCUGCGUGAGUGAUCUAUCGCAAUCAAAUGAGUAUCUGAGUUUUCGAAGUAGUAUACCGUUAAGGAAAAUCGUUGUUGAUUCAGAUAGUUCCAAGGCAUGGCGGAUAUUCGAUUCAGGUCCAAAGUCGGUAGCGUGUCCUUUGAUAUGUUUACCUCCCGUUUCUGGAACAGCCGAUGUUUUCUACAAGCAAGUGAUGGGCCUGGCUUCCAGAGGGGUCCGUGUGAUAUCCGCGGAACCCCCGCCUUACUGGAAUAUGAAGGAGUGGUGUGAUGGAUUCAAAAGACUGAUUGACUACCUAGAACUUGACAAAGUGCAUAUUUUUGGAGCUUCCUUAGGUGGGUUCCUAGCCCAAAAAUUUGCAGAGCUAACAUUAAACUGCCCCCGGGUGGCAUCCCUAAUACUGUGCAACUCCUUCACUGACACCUCUGUGUUUGAGUUCAAGGACUCCUCAGCUCUCUUCUGGCUGCUCCCCUCCCUGGUACUAAAGAGGAUGCUCAUGGGAAAUUUCUCAGCAGAGAAAGCUGAUAGAAGAAUCAUUGAGGCUAUUGAUUUUAUGGUUGAGAGACUAGAAUCCCUGAACCAAUCGGAGCUAGCUUCACGCUUAACCCUCAACUGCACGCCGGGCUACAUGCAGCCGCACCUGCUGAGCUCGCUGCCGGUCACCGUCAUGGACGUGUGGGACGAGUGCGCGCUCAGCCCGCAGGUCCGGGAGGACCUGUACAAGUCGUACCCGCAGGCCAAGCUGGCGCACUUGAAGAGCGGAGGCAACUUCCCCUAUCUGAGCAGGAGCGAUGAAGUCAAUUUGCAUUUACUAAUCCACCUCCGGCAGUUCGACAGCACGGAGCUGUCGGCGUCGCGCCUCAGCCUGCACCGCCUGCCCGCGCCGCCGCAGCCCGACGAGGGCGCGGUCAGCUACUUCAACCAGCGAGAUCAAUUCGUUAAGAUCUCUUAAACCUUCGUGUUGUGACAAUCAGUGGCGUUGUGGCAAAAAAAAAAAUCCCACUAGUUACCACCAACUCGGUUUGGUGCUAACUACUGGGAUUUUUUUUUCCCAGUAGUUACCACUGGUAAAAGGUGGGUUUUUUUUUCCCAGUAGUUACCACCAAAAUUUUGUUAGAGUUGUUUUGUUGUUGCUUACUACUAAAAACAGUAGAAAUAGUAAAGUAUAAAUAAAGAGUGCUUUAAUAAAUAGUUAUAAGUCGAUUAGUGUUUUAGUUAACUGCUUUAAAAGUGAUGAAAAAAAUUUAAACUGGUGCAAGGGCAUAAAAUUAUAAGUUAAAGAGAAAUUAACGUUUGAUUGAAAUUUAUCUUAUUCAUUGUAAAUUGAAUUAAUUGUGACGUUAUCUAUGAAACCUGAAUCUUUUGUCGAGGGUGCUUACACCGCACUGCGUAGCGCAGCGUUGUAGUUAUAUAGGAGCAUCGCUGAUAAUGGCGUAAGCACCAUCGACAAUAAGGUCCGUUUCAAUAAAUAACGUUACAAUUAUACGAGCGAACAAAGAAAUCAAUCAAAGAUCGACUAUUUUUGAUCACUUUUAAGGCAGUUUACUCAAACAGUAAUCGACUUAUAAUUAAACUAAUAACUAAUUAACUUAUAAUUCAUUCAACAUAAUUAAUGAUUGAUUAGAGCACUCUAUAUUUUAGACUGUUUUUAUUAGUAUUGAAUGCUAACCAAAUUUUGGUGGUAACUACUGGGAAAAAAAUUCCCAACUUUUACCACUAGUUACCACCAACUCGGUUUGGUGGUAACUACUGAGUUUUUUUUUCCAGUAGUUACCAUUGGUAAAAGGUGGGAAAAAAAUUCCCAUUAGUUACCACUGGUAACAACUUGGUGGUAACUAGUAGGAAUAACCCAAAAAAAUCAAUAUAAAUGCAACUCCGAAAAGAACUUAUAAAAAAAAUGGUUAUAGACAAACUACAAAAGUGGUACAGUCAGUAAGCUAAGCAGGCAGGUAUUUCAUAUGACCUGCACAUCUACUCCAAGUAUAGUUGUUCCCAGCUCAUUUUGAACACUUCAUCUGUUUAGCUACUUACGCUGGCGACAGUGGCGACUUUAUGGUUGUUUUAGAACCAACAUUAACUUUAAUUACUCUGUGUGCCUAUAAACGCUAGUGUUAAGAAAAAAUGCUUUAUACUGGAACAUUAAGUCAUGUUAUAAUGUAGGUAUAUGGACGGUAUAGAAUACCAAGUAGUUUAAUACAUAUUUAUUUUGGAAAACUGAAUUGAGAUAUUGGUUUGAAAAAAAUGGGAUCAAAACUCACACAUUCUAUUAUCUAUAUGAAAAUAAUUCCUUACGUUAUAACAUACAGUAGUUUUUUGACAAUAAAUUAAAACAUGUGAAUUAAUGAACGUUUGUAAACAACGAUAUUAUUAUAUUUAUGAUUGACUAAGUAGUCUAAGUACAUAAAAUAAUGCAAAAUUAAAAUGUGCCAAAAAUUGCUUGCCAAACAAAAGUACAUUGGCGAAGCUUCUUGAGAAAUGAAAUUAGUUAAAAAAUGUUUUGUCGAUAUCACAGUAGUACAUUAUUACUACCGACAUUAUAGUCUCAUUUUUUAUCAUUAGAAAGAAGGUACGCGAUUUUGACGUCUUUUUAUUGAAAAGCACUUUUGAAAAAUAAGUCAAGGGAAAUAUGUAACAAUUAAAAAUCAUAUACAAUCAUUUACAUUAUUUUAGUUUCACGAGUAACCGAAUCUAAUUAGCCUUUGUUUACAGACUCGUUUUUCGUUCUUUUGUAUUGCUUCUUUGUUCUGUAGGUUGUCGGGGUUUCCGACAAAGGCCUCCUCUAAAGCUUUCCAGUCUUCUCUGUUCCGAGCGGUUCUUACCCACUUUGGUGGGAAAUCAUCCUCCCAUCUCAUUUUCGGGUCUCCCUGACCUCUCUUGCUGUAUAUAGGGAAUCAAUUAGUUAUAUUUCACAAGUAAUAGUUACUGAUUAAAAAAGCGUUUAUCAAUAAAAAGACGUGAAGAUUGUUUACCUUUUUUCUAAAGCUAAAAAAAAACGAACUACAGACUGUGAUCAAAGUACUUACGAUUUGCAAUUCUGAUGUGUUCCAAAUAUUAACAAACGUGUGUUAGACGCAACUAAAAUUAUAUCGAGUACAUCCUAUUAUGCUGUUUUAAUUUUUAUAGAAAUCAAAUAUGAAUUGUAUUUUAAGUGUGGGUUUAAGAAACGAACGAAGUGAGUUUCUUAAAAAGAUAACACGAGUGUUUUAAUGCCUAAUUAUGUACAGUUACAUACUAGUAGUUUAUGUGACUGCUACAUAAUAAAACUCGUGUUAUCUUUUAAAAAAAACUCACUUCGUUCGUUUCUUAAACCCACACUCGUGUAUUUAAUGCCUAAUUAUGUACAGUUACAUACAUUAUUUUAUCUACACACAUAUUAUAAACUUUCUAUGAAAUAUUCACAAACCUAAAUUACAGCCUCCGUUACGAUGCUCUUGCCAAAUCGUUGCUCUCUUGGCGGAACUCGCGGAUAUAUGGUGGCGUCACCGAAAUAUUUUUAUCGCUUAUUUUACAUGAAAUCUUUGCUAUAGUUACCUUAAAAACAACAAAACAUUCAUUUUAUACCUUAUACUAAUUAAAAGAUAAACUACGUGAAAUGGCGGUUAAUGAAAAACUUUUAACGCAUGUAGUUUUUUUUAUUCAGAGACAAACUAGAGUCGGGGGCCGAUUUCCGUAUCAUUCGAUACAAACUAACAUGCGAGAUAUGUCAAAAUUGUAUGCAAUUGACAUUUUAUUUCGAACAAAAAGGCAUCUCGACUGAUAUUAGAAUAGAGGUCAAAUCGAAUUGCUUUUUUUUCAGAGAUGUUCCAAAUUUGAAUGCAUAACCAAAUCGAUUUUGAUGUAGUUAUGAAGCUAUAACUACAUUAACAUUAUCAAUCACAGAUAAGAAAUUUGUUGUAACAAAACAGUUUACCGUAAUGUUGGCCAUUAUUUACGGAUUUUGAAGGCAUCAUAGAGGGUUUAUGAUAUGUGUGUAGAUAAAAUGUUUUACUUUAUAAGACUGCAAUAUUGGCCGAGUGAAAAUUGUUGACUAUACAAAUAUACUUUUAUACACCAA
This is a messenger RNA of Cydia pomonella (codling moth), 4180 nucleotides long. RefSeq names its product maspardin-like. Lineage: Eukaryota; Metazoa; Arthropoda; Insecta; Lepidoptera; Tortricidae. The coding region runs from base 122 to 1078 and encodes 318 amino acids. The transcript has 5 exons. The record is from RefSeq and is a predicted model, not a curated record.